AUGGGGGGUAAGAACGAUGAGGUCAAAGCAGGUGCCUCUGCUUCAGCACCGCCGGCCGUGCCCAGCGCAAGGACGGACGACUGGGAGGAAGUGAGGGAAGGUGAGGAGCAUACGAGUUACAGCACGGCAAGACGGUCUGCAAAGAGGGCACCGACGGAGGAGACGGCGGCCCGAGCAGAGGAGAGCGCUGCCGCCGCUGCCAAAGAAGCAAAGAGGCGGAAAAAGGCCGAGCAGAAGGAGUCGCGGCGGCGGCAGCAGCGGCAGCGACAGGCGGAGGAGGAGGCGCUGCUGGACGCCGUGUUGGCGCGCCGCGCCAAUGAGCAAGUCGUCCACUCCAGCAGCGACGGCGUGGGCAGUCCAGUCGCGGAGAAUCACCCUGGUGGUGCGUCGAUCCCGGCAGCAGCAUCUUUGUCAACAGGAGUGGGUCCGUCAGCGGGCGGCGCUGGUGAGACAUCAUUUCUUCAUCUCGUUAUGGCCUGCGACGUCAAUCACCUCGACACGCGUCUGGAGCGGAUUCGUUUGUUUGGCGCAGAGGCAGUCGAGGACGUCGGCGACGGGCGCACACCGCACCGCCGCGCUGACGGCCGCGUGCGGGACACCGGCAGCGUCUCUUUCUUCCCUGCGCAUCACAUGACGGUGAAAUUUGUCCACAGCGCCCUCGCAACGCCGAACCGCUAUCGCUGGAUCCCGUACAACUCACUCGGCAUUUUCCUCACCGUCGAAGAGGCCCACGAUGCGUGGGGCCAAGCGUGGAGUGACUACCUCCUCGUCUGCUCCUCCAACGCCUUUCAGCGCGCGCAGGCGUCGCUGGAGAAGUGCCAGGAGCGCAUGGGCAGCGUGCAAGACCUCGUCGACUGCCUUGCACGAAACCACGUCUACCACAUACCCACCCUACUGCAGUGCAUGUACGCCAUGGAGGCCACCGGGGAGAGCGCCUUUGCCAUGGAACUGCUGGAUGUGGCGCUGUACCAAGUCGGCGUUGUGCUGCGCCGCUUUGCGCUCUCCGGAACGUGGGAGUCGCGGCAGCUGCCGUGCCACCGCAGCGCCAACGCGCUCGUCUUUCAGGUCAUGCAGCGCGGCGUGCACGCGGCACUCAAGCGCGGCUGUCUCCACACCGCCUACGAGCGCACUCGCUGCCUCCUCUCUCUGGACCCGGAAGACCCGUGUGGCAUGCUGCUACUGCUCGACUACACCGCACUGCGAGCGAAGCGCUGGGUGUGGCUGCUGGAGCUGCGCCACCGUGCCCUUGCGGUGCGUGCGGCAAGCAGGCAGCUUCGCCGCGGCGUUGCCGCCGACUCCGAGGAAGCGGAGGUGAAGGAGGCGCUGGCAGCUGCGGGGCUGACGCUGCGUGACGCCACCCUCGCCGAAGACGUGCUUCGCCUUCCCAACUAUGCGUUUAGCUGGGCGCUGGCGCGGCACUUCAUUGAACGCGAAGAGGCGCGUCAGCGCUCUGACGAAGCGGGCGGCGGCGUGGGCCGGCCGUCGAAGGUGCUCCGUGGACUUACGAAUGCGCAGCGUGCCUCCUUGGCAGCCACCCCGUCCUCAGGGGCGCUGCUCUCCGCGGCGGUGCUGCGCUUUCCGAAAGCGGCGGUCCGCCUGGUGGACGCCCUCGGUGGUGUUGACCUGGUGUGUGGCGACGAGGGGUCAACUCCGUCGUCGUCGUCCCAGGUAAGCGUGUGGCAGCAGCUCAUGGGCCAGGCAAGCGGCCAGCUUAACAACGUCGAGGAGGCCGCCAUGCAGAGCCGCCUGGCGGAUUUGUUCGUGACCCGUCACGUGGAGCUGUGGAAGCUGAGCGAGUGCGUCCUGCUUCUUCGGCACGUCGUGCAGCAGAUAGUCUCCAAUCCCACCAAUCGCGUCGGUGCUGCAGACAGCGGUGAGGGCAGUGAGGAAAACCUCAACGAGACGUCUCUCACUCGUAGUGGUCAGUCACGCUACCGCAACGUCACGCGCGACUCCGUCAUGGGAGCGAGUGUGGUGCCGAUUCCUGCCGAUCUGCUCGAGCCCAACGCCGCGGAGUUGGCGAUGGCGCAGGAAGCCACCGCGCUCGGCCUAGAGGCUGGUGGAGACGGAACGCAGCCAGCCACCGUGGAGCGGCUCAUGCAGAUGUUGCGUGGCAACCUAGAGGCGUUUGGCGAGAACGCGUACGUGCGCAACAUGCUCGACGAGGUGCGCCGCGGGUUCCACGACCGCGUUGGGGGCAGCGCCCGCGAAGAGUCCGGAGACGAUGAGGCUGGCGGGGAGGCGCACGACUGGUACGACGUCGACGAGAGCGAAGACAUGGAGGCGCAGGAAUGGUACAGCGUCGCCAGCGGUGAGAGCGGGGACGCCCACCAACACGAGACGCCAGGCGAUGGUGAUGUGGAUGGCCACGCUGCGCGCCACUGA
Messenger RNA from Leishmania braziliensis MHOM/BR/75/M2904, 2385 nucleotides. RefSeq lists its product as hypothetical. The transcript has a single exon. The record is from RefSeq and is a predicted model, not a curated record. Gene Ontology annotation, cellular component: RQC complex. The coding region runs from base 1 to 2385 and encodes 794 amino acids. Lineage: Eukaryota; Euglenozoa; Kinetoplastea; Trypanosomatida; Trypanosomatidae.